Prunus armeniaca (apricot) is the source of this 261-nucleotide messenger RNA. The record is from the annotation of a GenBank genome assembly. NCBI's taxonomy places the organism in Eukaryota, Viridiplantae, Streptophyta, Magnoliopsida, Rosales, Rosaceae.
AUGACUAGGCACGAUGGUGCUGAAGGCGACACAAAGCUUGCGUGUCGCAAGGCAAUGUGGCUAAGCACGAUGGUGCCGAAGGCGACACAAGAUGUGGCUGGGCACGAAGGCACAGGGGUGCCGAAGGCAACACAAGACUUGCAUGAGAUGAAAAUUGCCGAUGGGCAUGAAACUUUGGCAAGGGUGCCGAAGGGCACUAAAAGAAUGGAGAACGACAAAGGCUUCUUGUGUCGAUUCCCACAGACGACGCCAAACUGUUGA